Taeniopygia guttata (zebra finch) is the source of this 4149-nucleotide messenger RNA. RefSeq names its product basic leucine zipper ATF-like transcription factor 3 (gene BATF3). Gene Ontology annotation, cellular component: nucleus. Lineage: Eukaryota; Metazoa; Chordata; Aves; Passeriformes; Estrildidae. Gene Ontology annotation, biological process: regulation of transcription by RNA polymerase II. The record is from RefSeq and is a predicted model, not a curated record. Gene Ontology annotation, molecular function: RNA polymerase II cis-regulatory region sequence-specific DNA binding; DNA-binding transcription factor activity, RNA polymerase II-specific.
AGUGUUAUUAAUCUCGGGGCUGCAAAGCUUCUCGUGUAAGAGAGGACAGGAUGUGAGAGGGACUGGAGCUGCAGGGCUGUGGAACUUGUGGCUCAGAUGGCUUCUCACACAGCCACUUGCUAUUUUGAGUGCCCGUGCUGUGUGCGGCGUUGAAAAUCCCUGCUCCGGCUUUCUUCAUACAGAUCCUGGGUGUUGCUAGGCUAAGGUGAGCGCUGCAAGAUUUUGCAUGGCAACUAUUACAGUAUUUGGCCAUUUCCUCUGCUAAUAGGAAGAUACUCUGCUCUUCUCUGCAAAUGACAGGCAAGUACAGAAAAUAGAGGCAUCUCUUUGAAGAAGUUCUGUCAGAAAUAGCUGGGGUAGGACAAAUGCCCUCAGAAAUAAAAAGGGAAAGCACUGUGGUCUAAGACUUAAUAAAUAAAUCCAGAGGUUCACGCUACAGUGCAUGUUUCUGUUUAGAGGCUAAGGGAUAGUUGGUCUGCACAGGAUUUCAAGUAAGUGAGAAUGGAUGCCCUCAGAGCAGUUGAUAUUUUGUUCCAUAGCCUGUAUUGCAACUGCAACUGGGUGGAAGAAGAGAAAUGCAUGUGGAAAUACUGGCCAAGUGGACUGUGUAAAGAAAAAUAUAAAGCAAUCAGGAUUCCAAGUGCAGCGUAUAAAGUAGGAAUUUAAAAAUCUGAUGGCUACUUUUGGUGAAGCAGCACUGGAAAGAGAACCUCCCUUUAAAUGCAAGUUCUAUGAUGAGCUAAACAUGAAUGUUCAGCAGUUUUACCAAUGGUUAUUAAAAAAUUCUACAGCCAGUGAUGCCUGCAACUAGCUGUCCCUCCCAUUGGCAGAAAUAUAUAAAACACUUCAUUUUUCCCCACCGCAGUAGCCUUUUGUCCUUCAGUUAACUUUUCAUAGGAAUUGGCAGUGUUGUGCAAGACAUGUCUAAUCAGACUUCUACUGAAACGGCACAGCAGCCAAGCUUCUUAUUUUUAACUUGGGGUGAAUUGGUAUUGCAUCAAGAAAUGUCUGGUAGUUUUUCUUUAUAUAGCCUUUGGAUUUUGUAAGACAGCUCAAUGGUGAUGUAUGCUUGGGUUCAUUUGCAAACUGAGUUUGAAUUUCUUGGCUUUUGGGGGCAAGACAGAACAUCUCACUGUUAGUUUGUCCUGUCUGCAAUGUGCUUUUUGCUCAUGAGGCUAGGCCAUCCCCAGCCAAGAAAAACUUGCAAAUUGGAGCAGUAUCUACGCAUGGUUUUGCUGUGUUUACUUUCUGAACAAAGGGGAUUACGAACUGUAAAGGGGAAGCUCCUCUUCCAGAAAUCUUCACAUGGACACUGACAUCUGUUUGGAAGCCUGGAUGCUCUGAGACCCAGUUCUGACAUGUACCAUUCUCCAGAAGAGCCGUGCUGUGCUAAGCUGUGAUCAGAAACUAGUCUGCAUGUGUGUAGGCUGCUUCAGUACAGACAAAAAUCACUGAUAAAAUGCCAUUAUAAAAUUAAGCUCAGCUGACUAGGCUGCUUUUUGGGCUGGUUUUCUCUCCUGCGCAGAAACGCUCUGCCUUCGCUGCUGCACUACCUGGAAUUACUGUGUAGGCAUUUCUACAGAUGUACCAGAGAUAGCUUUAAUACUAAGCAGAAACUUGUUCCCACAAGCAAAUUUUGACUUGUCAUUUCCUUUGUCAUUUGUUCUGAACAAGAACAGACUAUUCGGGCUCAAGGGGACUGUCCACUGGCUUGUCCCAUGCUUGUGUUAUCCUGGAAACCUUAUUCUGCAUCUGCUGGGAAUUAUUCAGUGAAGUGGAUAUUUAUUCAGGACUAUAAAUUAUUGGUGAGCUGCUCAUGAUUUGAAGCUGUCAGGUAGCUGGUGCAGGUGCCAUUUGCAGCAGCAUUGCUCCUAGAGCAUGGAGUUCAAAGUCCCUCUGUGGAAGGGGACUUUCUUUCCCACAGAUCACUCCAGAGGGCUGUUGAGGUGUUUUAUCCAUGAUUCAUAGCAAGAGAACAUACCUGUUCCCCGAGAUUGUGAAAAUACUGGCUUCUAGUCCUGUUUAUUUCAACUGAGCUUAAGCUACAAAGGCAGCAAGAUCCCAGUGCUCUCUUUUUAAGCAACAGUCCUGCUCAUGUCCUCAUGUACUGCUUUCCUUUAACUGCAUGAGGUGUAGUUAAUGCAAGAUUAGGCUGUUUCAAAGGAGCGGUUGAGAGCAAUUCAUUCUCUAACAACUUUCUGCCUGGUGGUCAGGGCUGCUUUCCAGGAGGUGUUGGUUUGGAUCCCCUCAGCUGGAGAAUGGCACUGAACCCACACCUUACUGCUGCCUCCAUGAGCAGCCCUCAGUGAACAUCUUGCUCUUGGCACAUUAGAUGACAAAGAGAGAAAGAAGCAAGACUGCUUUUGAAGAAACCAGGGAAUACCCUGUGAAAUGCUUGGGAGACCCAACACAGUCUGGGGCUGCAGGUUAGGUCAGGAUAUUUUGGCAAGACCGUGCUUCCAGCUGUGGUCACCAGCCACCUUCCCAUGGCUGAUAGGGUGGGAAGACUUACAGGGACUCGGUCCUCCAGGGUUGGAGAAGCUCUUUGAAAAGUGCAAAAUCAAAUAAAUGCAUGGAUAGCCUGGAGGGUGGAGACAGAAGCUGCUUUGAGGUGGAAGAGCUGGGAAGAAGCACUUCAAGGAAGUCGUGCUCAAGUCUUUUAGUCACAGUCCCAGAUCCUACCAGGAAACCUGUGCCACGGCACAGACAUCAUUUUGACUCAUGGACUCUGGGGAACAUGGUUCCCUCACCUUUAGCAUGAACUGUUAGCCAGAUCUUCCUGGAAGGAUAGUCUGUAUUUACUCAGUUUGCCAACUCUUUAACUUCAUCUAAACUGGAUGACUCAAGCUGCUGAGGAAACCAGAAAAAUAGGGAAGUAUCUGAUUUAUUGAGAUACCUGGGGCUUUAUGACUGACUGCCCUGCAGUUUGGGGGCACGUACCCUCCUCACAUGGUCAUGUGUUCAGCUCUGUGAGUUGAGCGCAGCCAGGAGGGUACAAGAGUUAUAAAUCCUUUUGCAGGAGAGCAAGGAUGUUGAAGUUGCUGUCAGUGCAAACACCCCCUUUCAGAGCAUAAGGGCAAGGUAACUGUGCAAUUAAAAUGCAAGGAAGGUGUUCCGAGAUGUAAAAGAAACAGUGUUCUGUUAAAAUACUCUCAACAGAAUAGUGGAAGAGAAAGAUUUUUGUCUGCAGCAACUGUAUUUCCAACAGUCUUUGUCUGGCUUUGCCUUUACAAGAAGUCUGUCGCAUUUCCUUAUUAUUUAAAGGAACAGGGUGAGUAGCGAAAGUGAAAAUCGCUUUAUCCCAGCACGGAUGCCGUGUCCUCACACCCACGAUCCCGGGCUGAGCUGGCUGUCCCGCAUGUGGAGCUGCCGCCGCUUCAGAGAGCCGAUGUCAGAGGAGCGCGGCGGGCAGGAGCGGCCGGAGAGUCGUGAAGAAGAUGACAGAAAAGUAAGGAGGAGAGAAAAAAAUCGAGUUGCUGCACAGAGGAGCCGGAAGAAGCAAACUCAGAAAGCAGAUAAACUUCACGAGGAAUAUGAGUCUCUUGAGCAAGAAAAUACCUCCCUGAAAAGAGAAAUCGGAAAGCUAACAGAUGAAAUGAAACACUUGAGUGAAGUGUUGAAGGAUCAUGAAAAGAUCUGUCCACUAUUGCACUGCACUAUGAACUUUGUGACCAUACCAAGGCCUGAUGCACUUGCCAGCUGCCUACCAAGAUGAGUGCUCUCCUUAAUCACCUCUCAAUGUGAAGUGUGAAAGUGCCAUUAACAGGAGGUUUGAAGAACUGCCUAGUGUGCAGUUCUUCCGUGGAAGAGGGCUGGACUCGACCACACAGCUCUACUCCACAUUGAAAUGUUACAGUCUUCUGAAUCUCAGGAAAACACCAGUAUGGAAAAUAAGACAAUUUGAACAGCAGCUUCUAACUUGGUAGACUCUUCAAGCCAUGGUUUUGCCUUUGGAAAUGUCAAAGUGCCAUGCAGCCCACUAUGGAGUGAUGGAGGGGAAAAGUACCGACCUCAGACUGGGAUGUCUUUCUCCCACACAUCCACUGCCAGUAACCCUUUGUCACUUGUCACCUAUGCAUGUCAUGAUCUGGCUGCUGGGUUUUAUCUCUCUAAACAGGUUUGGUUAAUAAAAGUGAUGUCUCAUCUCUA